UAACCGCUCCACUCCACCUUCUUAAUCACUCUCUUCUUCUUCUUCUUAAAAACCAAGAUAACGCACACCCACAUUUAAAUUCCACAUUUUUUUAUCAUAUUAUAUCCACCUCUCUCCCUCUCUCUUCCUUCUUCUUCUUGGUCGGUUCCAUUUUCUUGCUCUAAAAAUGGGUAAAGAAUCAGAUACCAUCAAAUCCCAGUUGGUACUGGAGAUUUGUUCUCUAUCCAACCGUUCCAUUUCUUGUGCUCAUAGGCAUCCUUGCAGGCCUUCUGAAUCACAUUUUAUCGACUGGUAUCACAUUCUUGGAGUAGAAGAAGAUGCAGAUAUUGAUGUUAUACGAAAGCGGUAUCAUAAACUUGCAUUGCAGCUUCACCCAGAUAAGAACAAGCAUCCCAAGGCUGAGAUUGCCUUCAAGCUAGUCUUGGAGGCUUACUCUUGUCUUUCUGAUAAUGUAAAGAGAGAAGCGUUCAACUUAGAGAGAUGGAAAAGCUUCUGUAUAGAGUGCAAUAGAGUUCCAUACAUCCGCUGUAGCUCUUUGAAUUGCUCAACAAAACUCCAGGAAAAGAAACCUGCAAACCGCUCAAGAUCAGGCCGAAUUUUGCAAGGCUGGAAGGAUAUCAGAGAGAGAUUCAAAGAGGAAGCUAAGGUAAUGGAGAACUGUUUGAAGGCUAAUGCCACAUUACGGAAUGAAUCCCCAUUGUUCAAUCCACCACAAAGCCUAUACAAGAGCAACACUCGUUGCAGGUCUCGAAGAGAAUCUCCAAUUUUUGAUCCAUCUGACUAUCAAUUUGAAGGCUACCCUCACGUCAGGAACCCAAUUCAAAAGAAACCUGAGGAUGUUUUGUACUCGCAGAGACAAAAUCCAUCAAAUUAUGACCAAGAAAAAGCAAGAUAUGUUUGUCCAAUAUUCGAGAACAGACCUGUCAGACGAAUAUUUAAGGCCAAAUCUGCUUGUGUCACUUCAUAAAUCAGAAUUAGGUGUUUCUCUUUCACUAGAUUUUGCUUGUCUGUCAAGGGAAAAUUGUUUCAUAUCCUGUUUGUUUAUAAUUUCGUCAGAUACUGCUAAA
Messenger RNA from Jatropha curcas, 1067 nucleotides. Its product is annotated as Chaperone DnaJ-domain superfamily protein. The record is from RefSeq and is a predicted model, not a curated record. Lineage: Eukaryota; Viridiplantae; Streptophyta; Magnoliopsida; Malpighiales; Euphorbiaceae.